Molecule: messenger RNA, 4722 nt
Organism: Cylas formicarius (sweet potato weevil)
Lineage: Eukaryota; Metazoa; Arthropoda; Insecta; Coleoptera; Brentidae
Gene: spri
Product: protein sprint
Exons: 18
Coding region: 352-4464 (1370 amino acids)
Biological process (GO): vesicle-mediated transport; signal transduction
Cellular component (GO): cytosol; endocytic vesicle
Molecular function (GO): small GTPase binding; guanyl-nucleotide exchange factor activity
Source: RefSeq, a predicted model, not a curated record
CAACAUAAAGUGGGAUUAAAAUUCCGUCGCGGUUCUUGGUAAGGAAACAAAAAAGGCGAUCGUCAUGAAUCACACGCGACCAAAUCGCCGUGAAGUUUCAACAUAUUAUAACGGGGUAAUUGAUAAUAAUAACAGCGUCACGCGUGUUAAGUGAAUCAUUUAAAUCGAUCGUUGUUCAGUUUAUCGUGCAAUCGGUCGCGUUCGGAGUGCCUUUGGACCGUGACGUAUCCGACUUAACAAAAACAGUCGCAGCAGUUGAAGUUUGCAGCGAACGAGCUUUUCCUUUUAAUACUAUGCAGCUAAAAGUUGUCCGCAACCAGUGUCAGUCGUUACCAAGAAUCCGUUACCAUUAUGGGUGACACAAGUCCCAACUUUAGAAGCGCUCUCCAGUUUUUCAACAGCCUCGAUCGAUCGAGACACAGUCCUCUAAUUCCUAGAAGAAACGCUAGCAAUUUUGAGGUUAAUCUGAAAUUGAUCGUCGACAACGCCACUGUCACUAGUAGCAGCUACAAUGUGAAAAAAUUUAUUCCACGUGCAAAAUUAAUCAAAGUGGAUGAAUUUGUGAAAAACAAAUUCAAGAGUAUCUCUAGCCAGGAUUACACCAAAUUGCCUGAUGGAGAUGUGCGGGAACAAACAGGCGUCAAACCUAAAGUGCCUCCGAGGCCCAGCAAGCUCCGGCUGCAACCGGAUGUGGUACAAGUGGUCGGAAAUUCAUCAGAUAAUCAGUUACUGGACGGGUAUCGUGAUCCUAAAGAUCAGCUGACGCCGGAUAUAGAAGCGAAACAAAUAUUUGAGGCCUUCAAAAAGGAAGUCAGCCCGUAUAAUACGUUCGAAAUUCCAGUGGAUGCGUUAGAUAGUGAUUUUUUUAAACAAACUUUGACGAUAGUGGGACCGACCGCCGAUACUGGGAAGAGUAUCAGAACUUCCUCCGUGAAAAGCCAGACAUCAACCUAUAGAAUACCAGAUCAAGUUAAGAGAAGCGAUGCGUUUCUCGAACCAUAUCUCCAAGGUCUCAGCGACCGCCACAGUCCGCCUGACAUAGCGGCCCCAAGUCCAUCCCCGCCACUAUGUAGAGGAGCUAUUCCACACCCCGUCGCAUCUCUAUCGGGGUCAGUUUCUAGAGAGUCAUUGGUGUCGUCACAUGGCGGAGGCUCGGAUGCGAGUAGCGAAGGCAGUGAAGAGGGAUAUGGUGCCACAUGUGACAUCAGCCUUAUGGAACGCCUUGUGCUUUCCCACCCUAUUUGGUUUUUGCCGGGAAUUCAACGGGCUGGUGCAUUUCAUUUACUUCAGGGCAAAGAGGAAGGUUGUUUCGUAGUUAGAAAAUCGUCUCAAUCAGAUACCAUGGCGUUAUCCGUUCGCUUACCCCCAGAUAAAGGUCCUUAUAUCGAACAUUAUCUCAUCCAUUCCUCGGAAGGGCGUCUGGGCUUAGAAACCAGCGAAAAUCGGUUCGUCGAUAUGGCAGCUCUUAUAGCUCACUAUUCGAGUUGUUGUGACGAAUUGCCUGUACAACUAGCGUUACCCAAGACGAUUAGGGAAUCCAAGAGCCGCCAACAGCUGUCAUCCUUAGCUCUUUUGGGGCAGGAAUUUUGGCGUUACAGUCCGCCUCCUUCUACGGCAUCCAGUCCGGACGCCGAUUUAGUGCUCAACUUGAACCCGCUAAUGACUACAUUUAAGCAAGCUGAACCUUCUACUCCCAUGCAAUCAAAACCAGCGCGACCAAAUACUCUUAAUCUCUUGAAUAAAAAUGAUCCGAAAUCUGAGAUAACGAGAAGUAUGUCUUCGCUUAAGGGCGAAUUGGUGUCAAAAACGCCGCCACCACCACCACCCCGAUGGUCUAAGCCGUCGACCCCUCAACAGAAUAACUUUACUGUAACAACCACAGUAACGUUUAGUGUAAAUUCUCAAAGUCCUAAUAACGAGAAACCGUUACCAUCAAAAUCAGAGGCAGAGGCGACACAAGGUGAUUCGAAAAGAAUAUCGCCGCAGGGCCAGUCUAAUUCAACAAUUUCCUCCAGGGGCGGAAUUAGGCAUCAAGUAAUGUCCCCUAACUCUGUGUUAUCUCCAAGUUCGGAUGUCCUUUCGCCAGAUACUUUGUCACCACUUUCUGUAAGCAAAGGAACUAGACAAAGUAAAAGAACGAAACAAAAGAUCUCAAAACAUUACCAGGAAAGUGAUAUCGUAGAUUCUCCAACCAUGCACUAUUACAAAAGCGGACUCGGUGAUAAAAUAAGCGAUUAUGAAGAUGUCUGGACUAAUGAAGGAAACCUUAUAAACGCAAAAAAUGCCAAUCCGAACUUUGCUUCUCCGGAUUUAUUGCAGCAUACUCCAGCAAAUGAUACCACUAGACAUAUUGUUUCUCUAAAUAAUAAUGUAUUAAGUCCAACUGACUCAUCCCAUAAUGGUUCAUCUCAUCGUAGUGUUUGUAGUACUCCUAUACAGAAUAAUUUGAAUAAAGCAUCACUAGUUCAAUUGCCUUUGGCUGAUACAAACGCAUCGCAGCAAGCAUCAGAACUUCCGAGUCCACAUACACCUAAACAACAGAGUCCAUUUUACGCAGAGCCGGCAGAUUCCUUAUCUUCAAUUAAUCAAAUUCCUAAUAUACCUAGAAGACAAAUAGCAAGACCUGCUCCUGGUAUACCUACUCAGCACAGGCAUUCCAACCCUCCAGCAUUAUCUUCAGCAAAAGUUCUAAGUACUGGAUUAGAAAGGGUUGAUGAUUCAGGUGAAUUUAUUGGAGGAAUGAUGUCUUCGUCUGUGGACAAUCUGAGUCCUAAACAAAGAUUCAUGGGUUUAAGAAAACCAGAAGUUAAACCUGUACAACCACCGUUAAUAAGGCCCAUGAUAAAUAACAAUGAAAGUUGGCAGAUUGAUAACAGCUGGAAAUUCGUAACAGCUGAUUGUGAUAUACCUCAAGAAUCUACUGAACCCGACUAUGAUUCCGAUUGGCCGACCAUACCAAAUUUAUUAACCUCUUUGGAAACUUGUACUCCGGAUCCAGACGAACGGACAACACUGCAAGAUUUAAUCUCAAAGCGGUUUCCCGAUAUUAGGGCGUCAGCACUUGGCAUGGAGGAUGACAGAUGCCGGAUAUCAGCUUAUGACAAUGUUGAAGAUAGAAGACCGCCUAGAGCGCCUCCGUCCGAAAUCAGUGAACUGACUGAAUUUUCUGAACCGUGGGCAGAGAUUUGCCAAGGCACAACGGAAACGGACGAAUCGUAUUCGGAAAAUUUGACCCCGACAAGUAUAAAAGUGUCUUCAUUAAACAAAUCAAAAAGUUUUAGAGACAGACUAGACCCUUUACUUUCUGCUCCUCGAGUUGAAGCGCUGCGAAACAGGGAGCCGGGUGGACCAAAAACUGUGGGCUUGGCAAUAAGGACCUACGCCUUGGAAUUAGCUCAAGAUAAAUCGACAACAUUCGCUCAAAACGUAGAUAAUUUCAUUGCCUGCACUUGCGAAUCAAAAGAGACCAACCCUCAGGUUGUGAUGAGGAACAUGCGACAGUUUAUGAAUGGAAUGAAAAACUAUUUAGUUAAGCACGGCGAGAAAGGAUUUUAUAAAGAAAUUGAGAGAGAAAGGAAUAAGUUAAAGUCAACUGAAUUUCUAAAUUUGGAUUCGAUUUUGGAGGGAGUUAUGCAUAAACUAGUAGUGAAGCCUCUAAGGAAUCACCUGCAAAAAUUGUUUUUGGAUCACUACACUAAAACCGGAGCCAUCAAGUUACUUGCUGACAAUAUUCAAUACGCUUCUACGCGUCCCAUUCACGAAUUAGCCAUUAAGGCCAAGCUGGCGCUUCCUCCUGAAAAUGUAUUAAACAAAAUAUCACAGUAUUUGCAUAAGUUGCAACAAGCAGAUUCGCCAUUGGAAAAACUUGAAUAUCUAUUGGCAGCCAUUGCCCUUAUUUUCAACACCGUAAAAUCCAAUCAUCAGAUUGGCUCAGGCAGAUCGUUUCAUUUAGGAGCAGAUGAUUUUCUCCCACUGUUCGUGUGGGUUCUGGUAAAAACAAAUUUUGUAGCGGCCGAAAUAGAAUCGGAAUACAUGUGGGGUUUACUCCAUCCCUCAUUAUUGUCGGGCGAGGGAGGAUACUACUUGACUACACUGUCCUCGGCUGUGCACGUACUUAAAAACUUUAAGGAAGGUUGUCAAGAAAAUGUGAACAGUCACGUCAAAAAUGAGUCAGUACUAAAAGUCGUCGUUCCUGAUGAACUUCACGGGUCAAUAUUAACGAAAACUUUACCGGCAAGACCACACAUGACUACCAAAGAAGUUUGCAAAAUAAUAGCGCACAAAGCCAGAAUUACUAAUCCCCAAGAUUACGCGCUUUACAGGUUAACGGAUGGUGAAGAAACCAUACUGUUGGACAAUGAAUGUCCCCAAGACUUUAUAAAAGAAGGAAGACAUACUAUGCUCGCAUACAAAAGAAUCGAUGCGAAGAUAGCGUGGCCAACCCAAGACAAGCUGAACAUCUAGUCACUUUCGGUUUCUGCUUGUCUAGUACUCCUUUAUAUACCUUUGUAAAUAUUUCGAAUUAAGCCGGAUAUAAUUAAAUCAAAGUGUAACUUGUCAUUUUAGUAAUAACUUUUUGAUAUAAAUGUUUUUUGUACUUUGUACUUGUAGCCUAGCUGCAAUAUUUAUUUGAAUCAAAUACUACUGUGAAUUGUCAUUUUAACAAUAUAUUUUAUUUAUUUGAAUUUUGUACUAAAUAAAGCUAAUAUAUUCUUGAAUUAU